Erigeron canadensis is the source of this 582-nucleotide messenger RNA. Its product is annotated as 60S ribosomal protein L37-3. Gene Ontology annotation, biological process: translation. Bases 87 to 374 code for a protein of 95 amino acids. Gene Ontology annotation, molecular function: RNA binding; structural constituent of ribosome. The record is from RefSeq and is a predicted model, not a curated record. Gene Ontology annotation, cellular component: ribosome; cytosolic large ribosomal subunit. The transcript has 4 exons. NCBI's taxonomy places the organism in Eukaryota, Viridiplantae, Streptophyta, Magnoliopsida, Asterales, Asteraceae.
ACCCGCAAAACAUACUCAGUUGCCCCCUUUGUGAAAGAUCUUACUUCCGCUGCUGCUGCUAGGGUUUUCUCUCAUCAUAUUAAGAAAUGGGUAAGGGAACAGGGAGUUUUGGAAAGAGGAGGAACAAAACACACACACUGUGUGUGCGGUGUGGUCGCCGGAGCUUUCAUUUGCAGAAGAGCAGAUGCUCCGCUUGUGCCUACCCUGCUGCUCGUGUCAGGAAAUACAACUGGAGUGAGAAGGCCAUCAGAAGGAAGACCACAGGAACUGGACGAAUGAGGUACAUGCGUAAUGUUCCACGCAGGUUCAAGAGUGGCUUCAGAGAAGGAACUCAAGCAACCCCAAGGAGCAAAGGAGCUGUUUCCAGUGCUUAGGCACUGUGUUGGUUUGAAGGAAAUUUUCGUUGUAUUCUAGUAUCAGCUGUUUAAGAAAAAAGAUUUUAUUUUAUGUUAAUUUGGUUGAUGCAGGUAGAGAAUGCUUAAUACUUAUUUUUGAUAUGUCAGGGAAAGCAUAUACUUUCUAGGCUCUAUCAAUGCUAAAUACUUAUUUUUGAUAUGUGAAUCGAAGCAGAUACCUUCUACA